AUGUCGAUAUUAAAACAACCACCUCCCAAUGAAGCAGACGUUAUCUUCAAUCGCGCAAAUAUAGCCCUCGCCCGGAGUCAACGACUUGUCGCAUCAUGGCUUCCGGCCAAGACCGAGGAGGAAACAUCGGCUAGCCGAGAGGGCAAGACCGAAGACGAGGAUGAUGACAAAAUAUUCACGGCCGUUCCUGAACGACUAGGUCUUGGGGCACCGAUACCCGCAAAACCGGGCUUUGCGGCAGAUGGAAGUUUGACGAAUAGCAAUAAUAAUAUAAAAUUGAAUGAUAAAUUACGACAGCGAUUGCUAGGCAAGAAUGCGAAGAAAUUCCUACAGCAGCAGCAACAACAACAACAAAGGCAGGCCAACAAAUCCGGGACGUCUUCAGCACCGGGUGAGAAUGCAGUCGGACAUAAUGAUGAUGACGACGACGAAGAUGAAGAAGAAGGAAGAACAUCGCUUGGAAAAAGCAGAAAACCCAACAGCAAGAAACGGAAGAUAAAAUCUACGGAUGCGGAGAUGGUGCCUGAUGAAGAUAAUAAUAACAACAACCACGACGCCGAAAUAAACAGUGCCAACGGUGCGAAUGACGUCGACGAUGAGAAUGGGGAUAUCAAACAAAUACCAACAGUGGUUCCUGUCCCUUCUUCUUCAUCCAGCUCGAAACGAAAGAAAGCUGCAACAGGCAGCUAUUUGGAUGAAUUGUUAGAUAGAAAGAAGAAGAAAAAGAAGAAAGCGGCGAAUGAGUAG
Messenger RNA from Talaromyces atroroseus, 747 nucleotides. RefSeq lists its product as hypothetical. The coding region runs from base 1 to 747 and encodes 248 amino acids. The transcript is spliced from 2 exons. The record is from RefSeq and is a predicted model, not a curated record. NCBI's taxonomy places the organism in Eukaryota, Fungi, Ascomycota, Eurotiomycetes, Eurotiales, Trichocomaceae.